CAAUCAAGAAAAUGUUAAAAUCAAAGACUACCCAUGAAGAAAGAAAGGAAAGGAAAAAAACCCCUUUGAAUAGUCAGCUAUCAAACACACUGAUGUCACGUCCACAUGGCCCUCCAGAGCACACCACGGUGAAUGAUUUGUUCAUCUGUGGAGGGCGGGAGCUGCCUGCCUAAAUCUUUUUCUCUGACCGGAAUUUUAGCAGGAAGUCAACUAACCAUGAUGAAGUAACCCAGAAGAGAGACCUACCCAAAGCAGUAGUAGCCAUGGCUUGAGGCUUUGCAAGCUUUCUCGAACUACUCAACUUUCAGCUGGCCCAUUUCCAGGCCGACUGUCUGAGGUUAACCCAGUAUUGCGUUGGCGUUGCAGUACAGAGCCAUGGCAGUUGGGACACACCAAUUUUCGCCAUUAAUGUAUUUCAGAUUAGCCUGACUUGGACCCAAGAAAGGACCAGAGAGAGAGAGAGAGAGAGAGAGAGAGAGAGGGAGGGAGGGGAGAUAUUUCUUUGUUGUAUAGUUAAGAAUUCUGUUGGGUGAGUUGGACAGCGGAACGGCAUCGAAUGCAGAAUCAAAGCUCGUGAUUAGGGGUUAAGGAAUUUCGCAGAGCACAAUAAAUAAGCGUGUUUUUUUAGUAUUAUUUUGCGUACCUGCGAAGGUGUGGCCUGUGGCCAAAUUAAUUGUUCACGAGAGAGCGAGACCAAGAUGGACCUCCGUAGACCAUGAGCAACAUUAACUUGACAUUAUCACAAACAGCCAUGGAAGAAGCUCAACGACGACUGGUUAAGGUGGCGAUAUUGAUGGUCGUGUUGAUUCAGUAUGGGGUAGCUCAGCAACAGGUGCCGUUGAACUCUAGCAUCGAACGGUCAGCGUUAAUCGGCCUACGGUCAUCGCUGGGACUCAGAGGCAAGGACUGGCCCAUCAAGGCCGACCCGUGCUUGAAAUGGAAAGGAGUCCGGUGCCAGAACGGCAGCGUGGUGGAGGUCAAUGUCUCCGGGCUAAGAAGAACUCGUCUCGGACGAGCAAAUGCAAGUUUCGCUGUUGACUCGCUGGCCGAUCUGCCCCUCUUGCAGUCGUUCAAUGCUUCUGGGUUUUCGCUUCCUGGACCUAUUCCCGACUGGUUCGGCCUGAGACUUGAUGCGCUCCGAGUGCUCGAUCUCCGGUUCUGCUCGGUGCUGGGUCCGAUUCCUUCGUCUCUCGGUAACUUGAGUAGAUUGAAUUAUUUGUAUUUGUCUGAUAACAGUCUUACUGGUGUCGUAUCUCCUGCAUUGGGACAGUUAUCGGAACUGCUAGUUCUCGAUCUUUCGCAGAAUACACUUACUGGGGCAAUCCCUUCUCGUUUCGAGUCUCUUGGCAAGCUUACCAGGCUUAACCUUUAUUCAAACUUCUUAUCUGGGUCCAUUCCAGCUGGUCUGGGUAACCUUUCUAGUCUUCAGUACUUGAAUCUUGCUAACAAUAGUUUCUCUUCUUCAAUACCUGGUCCAUUGGGUGGCCUUUCUCAAUUGGAAGAUCUCGACCUCAGCAUGAAUUCUUUAUCCGGGUCGUUGCCGGAUGGUUUGCUGAUGUAUGGAGCUGUGUUCAAUCUCUCAAACAAUCAGUUGUAUGGAGCUCUGAAUUUAUCAUCUCUAAGGAAGUUUCGUGCAGCUGAUUUGUCUGGGAACUAUUUCCAAGGCAAGGUACUUGAUGCUGAAGCCAAUGCUACUCUUGAUAGAAAUUGUCUUCAGAUGAUUCCUGGUCAGAGGAGUUCGGAGGACUGUAGACGGUUUUAUGCCGAGCAAGGCUUAAAUUUUGAUAAUUUUGGAGCCCCAGAGCCGACUCAGCCACCAUUGCCAGACCCAGAACCAGAUUCUAAGACCAACAAAAAAUUGAUAUACAUAAUGGGGGGGUUAUUUGGUGGGAUUGGUUUCGUUGUGCUUUUAGUAUUUGUCAUGGUACUUAUCAUAAGAACAUGUGAUAAUGCCACUGCAAAUCAAGGAGGGACUGCAGAUGUUAGGCCUGUGCCAGAAGGAGACAGCCCUUCUGUACCUACGGAUCCUGUUUCUAUGAUAGGUCUGGGAGAAUCAUUUACCUAUGAGCAGAUGCUGCACUUCACUGGUGAUUUUAGUGAAGCAAAUCUUAUCAAACACGGCCACUCCGGAGACCUUUUCAGAGGGGUUUUGGUUGGUGGGAUCCCUGUAGUCGUCAAAAGGGUAGAUUUGCGUUCCUUCAAGAAAGAGUCAUUCAUGAUUGAGUUGGAGUUUUUCAGCAAGGUUUCACAUACUAGGUUGGUCCCGGUAUUGGGGCACUGCUUGGAGCAUGAGAAUGAGAAGCUUUUGGUUUACAAAGAUAUGCCAUAUGGAGACUUGGCAAAUUCCUUGCACAGAAUUACCGGUUUUGAGGAUGACAAUUUCCGGUCUCUGGAUUGGAUUACAAGAUUGAAAAUUGCAACAGGGGCUGCUGAAGCCCUAGCUUACCUACAUCAUGAGUGCAACCCUCCUCUUAUUCACAGAGAUGUUCAAGCGAGCAGUAUCCUUCUUGAUGAUAAAUUUGAAGUGCGACUUGGAAGUCUGAGCGAGGUCCAUACCCAAGAUGGUGAUUCUCACCAAAAUGCGCUUACAAGGUUCUUGCGGAAGCCACAAAUUUCUGAACAAGGCCCUGCUGGCUCAUCAUCGGCAACUUGUGCCUAUGAUAUAUACUGUUUUGGGAAGGUCUUGCUUGAGCUUGUAACGGGUAAGCUUGGCAUCAGCAAAUCAGAUGAUGUCACUACAAAAGAGUGCUUGGAACAAAUACUUACAUAUAUUAGCACAUAUGACAAGGAACUGGUGACUAAAAUUGUUGAUCCAUCUCUGAUUGUCGAUGAGGAUUUAUUGGAAGAGGUAUGGGCGAUGGCAAUUGUGGCCAGGUCAUGCCUUAACCCCAAGCCUUCUAGACGCCCCCCAAUGAAAUAUAUCCUCAAAGCAUUGGAAAACCCUUUAAAGGUGGUUAGGGAGGAGAGUUCGAGCUCUGCAAGAUUGCGAACAAUGUCAUCUAGGAGAUCUUGGAGUUCUGCAUUCUUUGGUAGCUGGCGGCAAAGCUCAUCAGAGGGUGCUGCCAUUCCAGGCCAUACCAGUAUCAAUGGCUUAAGACAGUCAGGGAGAGUGAACUCUCAUGGAAGUGGUGGACAUGAAUUCUCAACUUCCCAUAAAAGGUUGUCCAACGAAAUCUUCCCUGAGCCAGUUGAAAUCCAAGACCUGGAGAGCCAAGAUGAGCAUUAGCUGAAAAGGGUUUUUGUUGCUUUUUAAGGAUGAUACUGCAGGUUGCCUGAUUUCCGGCAUGCUCAACAGCAUCAUACCCAAACGGCAACCUUUUCCAGUCGCCUUUUAUCUGGUUACAAAGCCAUUCGAUGGAUUAUGCGCUUCGUUGACCGCUCUCUUGAAGUGUGUGAUCUGGUGAGGAAUAUAUUGUUGUGGUCAAUGAAAAUUGCUUACGAAGUGGGUCCUGUGAACUCAACUGGACUCACUGCUUUUGAGUCUGUUCGUUGUCGAAGCAAGCUGCACUUUUUCUCUGCAAUGGAUGCUUUCUCAAAGAUCCCGUACAUGAAAUAUAAGGUUGUGAAUCUGUGAUAGAUUAAACUUUCUUCUUGUGAGAUUGUUAGAACUUUACCGGAAAAGAAUUAAUUCCCCAAAAGAGGGCAUUGUUGUAUUUCCAAUUUAUUCAGGAAUCAAGUUGCUUCUGAUGUAUCUAAUGAACAUUUUUCUGUUGUUUGGAAUUGGGAUAUGGUCAUUACAUCUUGUAGCGUGCCUGCCUUAGCUGUUAUCUGAUGUAAUACUCUUGACGUCCUAGACAUUGGCUUCUGGUUCCUGGAAUCUCUGUUAAAAA
Molecule: messenger RNA, 3830 nt
Organism: Carya illinoinensis
Lineage: Eukaryota; Viridiplantae; Streptophyta; Magnoliopsida; Fagales; Juglandaceae
Product: probable LRR receptor-like serine/threonine-protein kinase At2g16250
Exons: 4
Coding region: 716-3226 (836 amino acids)
Biological process (GO): protein phosphorylation
Molecular function (GO): protein binding; protein kinase activity; ATP binding
Source: RefSeq, a predicted model, not a curated record